CUUAAGCUUUCAAUCUCGACUCUUGCUCUGUCCAGACACUGCUCAGAUUUUGAAUAUUGGAGAAAUAAUUUCAUUCUGAGCCGACUACUCCAUUGACUGGCAUUUUUGCCAGACCACCAUCAUGAUUCGCGAGGACCUUAUUGAAUCUGCGGUUUCUUUCCUGCAGGAUCCCGGAGUCGCGGCGUCGCCCAUUGAGAGGCGGAUAUCCUUUCUCCAAUCAAAGAAUCUCACGUCGGAAGAGAUCGCCGAAGCCCUCGCUCGCACGGGUGAAGACCCUUCGACAAUACCGCCACCUACAGAUGCAAGUUCUACUUCAUCUGCAUCCGGAAAUGCAUACCAGAAUCAGCAGGUGAUACGACGGCAGCAGCCGCCACCGCAAUGGGGACAUGGAGGCUAUCCGAACGGUUUUUGGCAGCCGCCUCCGCCUGAGGUUCCGCGCAGGGACUGGCGAGACUGGUUUAUCAUGGCUACCGUGAUGGGUGGAGUGUCCUAUGGCCUCUAUGUUAUCGCAAAGCGUUAUAUCUACCCUUUGAUUGCACCCCCAACACCACCACAGCUAGAGCAGGACAAAGCCUCCAUUGACGCCUCAUUCGAGAAGGCGUUUGCGCUAUUAGACCAACUCGGCUCAGACACCGAGGCACUCAAAGCAGCAGAGCAAGCACGAACGGACAGGCUAGAUUCCGCAUUAUCAGAAGUUGAAACAGUCAUCUCCGAGCUGAAAGCUGCGAGUAGACGACGAGAAGAUGAAGGCGACAGAAUUAACCGGGAGGUGAAGAGCCUCAGGACGAUGAUUCCCAAAGCAAUGGAGGCGCAAAAGGUCAAUACAGACACCAGAUUACAGGAGCUGAGCACCGAGCUGAUGAGUUUGAAAACUCUCAUCGGUAACCGCCUUGGUGGAAGCUCUGUCGGUGCUAAAUCACCCGGCGUCAACAUGUUUGGUCCUCAGGGAACUGCGAGUGUAAAUGGCAGUGGCUUCAAUACCCCAGGUCAGGCCACUCCAUCCGUUUCGGCCGGUGGAGUGAGCUCAGUGCAAGGAACAGGCGGCAGCAGCAUCUCUCAACCCGCGGCCCCAGCCGCGGCAACAAAACCUGAAUCAUCCAGCCCCUUUCCCCUAGGCUCUCUCGGAGCCAAGGCAUCAAUCCCCGCUUGGCAGAUGGCUGCCGCAAACAAGAACAAGCCUGCCACGGAUACUCCAGUAAACGGAACCGAAAGCAACACACCUGACGAAGCUUCAGGAAGCUCGUAGGAGCAAGCUUAGGAUAUCAUUACUUGUUUUAAAGUCAAUUCUUCUCUGAUAUGCUUUGGAAGCGUCCGAACAUGGUCAAUUCGAAAUUUCUUGCAUUCUUUGCCCAAGAGACCGGGUUAUCACGAACCUGCUAUUGUACUGUAUUUUACUUCAAUAAUAUAUCUCUGCCAUAUUAAUUCCAAAUAACUUC
Xylona heveae TC161 is the source of this 1436-nucleotide messenger RNA. RefSeq lists its product as hypothetical. The transcript has 5 exons. NCBI's taxonomy places the organism in Eukaryota, Fungi, Ascomycota, Xylonomycetes, Xylonales, Xylonaceae. Gene Ontology annotation, molecular function: signaling receptor binding. Gene Ontology annotation, cellular component: peroxisomal membrane; peroxisomal importomer complex. Gene Ontology annotation, biological process: protein import into peroxisome matrix, docking. The coding region runs from base 122 to 1246 and encodes 374 amino acids. The record is from RefSeq and is a predicted model, not a curated record.